AUGCCCCAGGCCUUCCCCAAGACCCCUGAGAUUGACCCCCAGAUCGCGCAGUUUCUAAACAAGUCAGGCUGGAAACCAAAAAAGGGCCUGGACUACUCCCUAAAGGGAUGCCAGGACAAAAUUUUGGAUACCGUGGGUCCUUUGUCGAAGCUGUAUGAGCUUCUGGAUGCCGCUAGAGCUGGCGACUCGGUCCUGGAUGUCGAUGUGGCCAGAGGAUGGGUCCAGCGGGCUAUUUGUCUUCUGGGGAAUGCGAAUACUGCUAUAUCAGCGGAGAAACAUAAAGCAAUUUUGCUAAAAAUCGACCCUAAGUUGGCUGCCAUGAAGGUGGCGGAGCCGAGUUCAUCCAACGAUAAGAUGUUAUUUGGUGAUACCUUCGUGAAGGACCUGGGGUCAUACGUUAAAACCUUCACGGCCAUUGAUAAAGCCCAGGCCAAUAUGAAGCGCAUGUUUGCAACUAAGAUUUUCGGAGGAGCCAGGCGUAGUAGGAGCCGUCCACCCGGCCGUGGAUUCCGAGGCUCAUUCCGAGCCAACAGAGGUUCCUUUUUCCCUUCCCAGGGCUUCCAGGAUCUGAGAGCUCUUCCCUUCUUCCCAGUUAGAGGGAGGUCAUGGGGUUACAGAUACCCCUGCACUUCGGGCAGCUGUCCUUAUG
Molecule: messenger RNA, 649 nt
Organism: Pelobates cultripes (western spadefoot toad)
Lineage: Eukaryota; Metazoa; Chordata; Amphibia; Anura; Pelobatidae
Source: the annotation of a GenBank genome assembly